AUGAAGAAGAUCUUCAAGGGCCAUUUGCCCUGGGACUUCCUGGGCUUUAGAAAUGCUAACGCUGAGAACCAAGAAUGGCACAGGUACCUCACGGGCUACAUACCUGUGAAGAAGAUACACAAAGCUGCAAGCAUGGGAGACAUAACCCAAGUGCAGAGGAUGCUCGAAUUUGGGGAUGUGGACGUGAAUGUUACAGACCGGAAGAAAAGGACUGCUCUGCACUACGCCUGCGCUCACGGCCAGGCUGAAAUGGCGACCCUCUUGCUAUGGUAUGAAUGCAACAUUGAAGCCCGAGACAGCGACGAAAGUACAGCUCUGAUCAAGGCAGCACAGCGCCAGCACGAGGCAUGUGUAAAGGUUCUCCUGGAAAAUGGUGCUGACUCAAAUGCCAUUGAUGCAGAUCAAAACACGGCUCUCCACUAUGCGGUCUACAACAACAGCACCUCCAUAGCUGCUAAACUUCUGGAGUUCAGAGCAGACACUGAAAUUAAGGCAAAGAAUGGCUACACACCGCUUAUACUGGCAGUGCUGAAAAACAAACUGGAGAUGGUGGAGCUGUUGUUACGGGGCGCGGCCAAUAUAAAUGCCCUGGAUAACUACAAGAGGUCUGCCCUCAUACAUGCUGUGAGAGCUCAGUGUAGAGACAUGAUCGGCUUUCUUCUCCAGCAAGGUGCAGAUGUGUCUUUGGUGGAUGUCUACGGGGCAACUGCACAGAGUUACACUGGUUUUGAAACCUUUCAAGUGCUUUCCAAAGGCCCCAGUUCUACAACAAGAGAGGACAGAUACAGUUCUGAUGCCAAGGAAGACUGCUUAUCCUGUGCACAAUCCACCCAGGAUGGGGAAAGGAUGGCACAAUCGCCAGCGAGGGAGGAGGGCAACAGAGGCGCAGCCGACAAGCUGGGGAGCCAAGUUACUUUAGAAAACCAAGAGGAGGAGCUUGAGCCUUGUGAAGACUGCAGUUCAAAAGCAGAUACAUGUCCUGCAUGCUACUCUAAAGCAAGCCUCCCCCCCACACCUAGAACUUCCAAGUCCACAGCAGAAGACGAUGAAAAUAGCGUCAGCUCCAAGAUGAACUCAGGCCUGUGCAGCAGAAGCCCUCCUCACAACUCACCUCCACUUGUUGGGGACUCCACCCCUGACACAUUUUCAGGAUGGACAGAAGCCUUCCCUACCAAACAUGAAACUGCAAAAAUGAUGACCAAGAAACUCCUGGAAGAAAUCUUUCCCAGGUACGGGAUGCUCCAGGUCCUGGGUACUGAUAAUGGGCCCGCCUUCGUCUCCCAGUAUCAGAAGGAAAGCCCACAAAGCCGUCCUCCCCCUUUGCAUCUGGAGAAAAUGUCUGAAGAGCCCGAAAUAAACAAGAAAUCUGAUGGAGAGGGUGCGCCUGUCCAUCUGGAAGUUCCUGCAGUGAAAGCCCAUGAGAAAGCGUCCAUCACUCGAGACCUAACAGGGAACAAUGGAGAGCCAGACAAACACAGCUGUGAGUUACAGCACACAGCUAGGGAUGUGUUUGAAAAUAUCCGUCCUGACAAAGAACCACUUCCGGCAUUUUACAAACGCAUUGGGUACAGAUGGAAUAGUGUACAUGUUUCUGGCUCAUGUAUGAAAGAAAUAAAGAAAACUGGAAGGGAAACACGGACCCCCAGACAACCCGUGAUCACACCCGUAUUUGAGUCCCUUCCAGAAGCUGCUGGCCUGCUGCCGGUGAAGGAAGGCCACCAUCUGAGUGAAAUGGGUCGGGAUGAAGGAAGGCUGACAAAGAGACAAGCUAAAGAGAAGCACAAGCAUCCCAGUGUCCGCAUCUGGUCACCCCAGGACGUCCACUGCAGCAUCCCAGUGUCCGCAUCUGGUCACCCCAGGACGUCCACUGCAGCAUCCCAGUGUCCGCAUCUGGUCACCCCAGGACAUCCACUGCAGCAUCCCAGUGUCCGCAUCUGGUCACCCCAGGACGUCCACUGCAGUAUCCCAGCCCACUGUGCAGGGAUGAGCAAUGGAGGGGUGCUACAAACCAGGGAACAGAGGAACAAGCUGAACAGGGAGACCCAAGUGUGCACUUGGAAUGUAGACCAUGAUUCUUCAGGAGCCUUCCCCUUGCCUGAGACAGAGAAAAUGGAGAGGAUGAAGGGAAUCAAAGGAGACCCUGAGUUGAUGGAAACCCAAGUAAAUCAAGUCAAUGAAAUGAAAGAAGCCAACAGCCGAAGUCAGCCUUCUGCGACAGCCGCAGGAAAUGACUCUAGCAGCCUGCUGAAACUCUGGAAUAUGAUUCAUUCGUAUGAAAGACUGAUGGAGCUUAAGAACAGCCACUGCGAACUGCUUACAAGAAAACUUGAGAACAUGGGAAACAGGGCUAGCGGAGUGCAGAGAGAGCAGACGGAAAUAAAAUCCUGGUUCCCCUUGAAAUCAGGUGAGAAGCAAGAACAUGCUGAGUCUAUGUUUCAACAAAAGAAGAUGCAGCUGAGCAGAAGAGAGGAGCAAUGUGGUGAAAAUGUGGAACAGACGCAACACUCAGAAAUCGGGAAAAUGAUUGCAGAUGCAAAGGCCAUAGAAAACGAUUUGAGACAGCUCUACAAGCUGAGAGAAACUUGGGAAACUACAUAUUACACGUAUCUACACACGGUUGUAAAGCUUCAGUUCAUUGAGCAGGAGCUAGCAGCGAUAAAAACAGAACAAAAGAAGCGCGGACGCCUCCUCGAGAGCCACAAGAACUUUGAAGAAGAAGUUCUUCACUGCAGAAGCUGGAUGCGGGAGCACGCGAUCCAAGCAAGAGAUCAAAACAAAACUAAGGAUUUAAGAGAUGCGGAUGAAGUGGUCACGAUAGGUGGGAUGGAACUCAGAAUUAAGACCCUGGAAUCUCAGCUGGAAUCCACGAGGGGAGCUCAGCGCAGUCUCCGGGAAGGAGACUCCGAGCACCGAGCACCGCUGUGCUGGAGAGCGGCCUGUGCAGUGACACAGCCCCUGCUAAGAGAGCUGGGCGAGCAAGCCAGCCCGAGUCCUCGGAAAUAG
Molecule: messenger RNA, 3003 nt
Organism: Microtus ochrogaster (prairie vole)
Lineage: Eukaryota; Metazoa; Chordata; Mammalia; Rodentia; Cricetidae
Molecular function (GO): protein binding
Source: RefSeq, a predicted model, not a curated record